This is a messenger RNA of Hypomesus transpacificus, 2516 nucleotides long. RefSeq names its product leucine rich repeat containing 2 (gene smim22). Gene Ontology annotation, molecular function: protein binding. The record is from RefSeq and is a predicted model, not a curated record. The transcript has 12 exons. Bases 486 to 1607 code for a protein of 373 amino acids. Lineage: Eukaryota; Metazoa; Chordata; Actinopteri; Osmeriformes; Osmeridae.
UUUCCCUUGUUCACUCUGUCCUUCUGGUACAGGUGUCUAUUUCUCUCCUUCUCCUCCUUCAACUUCUCCCUAUUCCUCUCCCUCUUGAGUCCCAACUGUCAACUCUUCCAACUGUCAUCUGUCCAGUUGUAUAAAACAAGAGGUCACUAAGUGCUGUGUGUUUGAUUCUGAUGGGAACACAGCGCCACCUAGAGGACUUGGAACCACCAGGGGUGACUUCCUGCACCAGUGCAGACAGGCACAUCAUCACAAGCCAGCAGAGAGGGAAGUCCUUUGGGAUACGGAGAAGACCAGGGGUGACUGUCAUACCUAGAGAGCGCUGGGAAGCAGGUAAACAAGCUGCUGACGGAACACAAGGCUGUAGAACACACUAGAACCUCGGAACCCACCCGAACCAGCGUACUGCGGCGGGCUGACUGAAUACAUUCGUUCCACAGGUCUGCACAGAGAGGCUGGACUCUGUGGUGGAGCACAGCACACUUCAGAUGAGACUGUUGAAAGAUAAAUGCUCUGGCGAGAUGACCACGAGGUUGGAGAAGCGAGUGGAUGUCCCGGUCCCUGACCUGUCACUGAUCCGGGGUUUGUGGGAAGUCCGGGUGAAGAAGUACAAGCACAAACUGAGGACGGAGAAGGAGAGGGUGGAGAAGAGUGCUCUCGUUAAGAUCAACAAGCAGUGGCAGUACCGUAUCCACUGUAAGGCUCUGAAGUCCAGUGAGGUGACAUUGCUGCAUCACUACCUGGACAGGACCACUCUGCAGGACAUCCAACCCUGCCAGGAAACAGAUUCCGAGGCGCAGGAUGAAGACAGCAGGUUCAUCUUUGAGCUGGAUGGAGACAAAUGGACUAAGCUCCCUGACAGCCUUGAGUACAUGACGUACCUGAGGGAGUGGCACAUCCGAGGCACCAGGAUCCAGCAGCUGCCCGACUACAUCAUGGACUUCCAGGACCUCACCGUUCUGGAGAUCCCUAAGAACGGACUCAGGAAGCUCCCUGUGGAGAUAGGCAAGUUGACCCAGCUGAGAGAGCUGAACGUGAACUACAACAAGCUGAGCAGCGUGCCUCCAGAGCUGGGUGACUGUGAGAGCCUGGAGCGUCUGGAGCUCACUGGCAACCUCAGCCUCAGAGAGCUGCCCUUCGAGCUGAGCAGCCUGAAGAAGCUGAAGCACCUGGAUCUAGCGGAGAACAUGUUUGCCAGCAUCCCCAUCUGUGCCCUUCGUAUGUCCAGCCUGCAGCUGUUGGACUUGAGCAACAACCAGCUGACAGACCUACCAGAGGAUAUGGACAGGUUACAGGAGUUGGACACUCUGUUCGUCCACAAGAACAGAAUGUCCUACCUACCACUUUCUCUGUCCAAACUCCCAAACCUCAAGAUGGUUGUUGUCAGUGCAGACGAGCUGAACAGCUACCCCUCCAAACUAACAGAAUCCUCUGACAUCAAGUUUAUCCGUCUCUAUGACAACCCUUUCCACAAGGUGAAAGGGGAGGAAGAGGCUGUCAGGAAGGAAGAUCAUGAGAAGGAGUUCAUGCAGACAUAUAUUAACUCCCUCCAGGACAGAGAAACAGUUCCCUACUCCACCACCAAAGUGUCCAUCUCUUGUCUGCUGUGAUGGUAGGAUGCCCGGGCGAAGGAAGAAGCGGAUGCAACGACGGAGGGAGGACAGCACAUCUCCCUGCCUAAAUCCCACAUCCGUGGGACAGGCUGUGAGAGCUAUGGAGGUAGAACUCUGUGGUGGGAUUCUAGAACUGCACUUACGCGAAAACCCCUCAAUGAUGGCCUCUUCAUUGGUUUCUAUAGUGAUAGUGGAAUCCAAGAACCUACACUCACUCACAAUGGUGAUGCACACAAAGAGGAAUGUAAGAAUGAGCACGGAGCUCUCACGUGAUUCCUUUCGCCGCGCCUGAGAACGAAUUAGAUUAGUGUACAUUUUGCUUCAUUGCAUCCUCUACUAUUUAUUUUUGGACUGGAGGCAUCAAAUGCUCCAUAAAAUGACAGUUGUGUUUGAAAGGGAGGCCUGUAGAACUUCUCUCCAGCUGUGAGUACCACUCUGCUUGUUGUUCUUCGGAUCUUGCUGAAAGUAUUUGUAGGUUUAAGCAGUUUAGGCUGGCUUCUCACUUGUGAUUGGCCUCUCAACUAUCCUUUGAGAGAAACGCUGUAUGUACUUUCUAUGGUGAUGUGAUGUGACCAAACUCUUGUUGCCCAGGCAGGCUUAUUUUUCCAAGGUUUCGUCUCAAGACAUUGUUUAUUGUUGGAGAAUUAGAAGCACAGUUGAUCACAUCCUGUUCUCAUGAGUAAUAGACAAUACCGUGAGCUACAGCUUUGUUAUUGUGAUCUUGACUGUCCUCAGAUUUAGCAGUGCGUAGGAUGUGGUUUUACCACUGCUUCUCAUGUCGUAAGAUAUGCCUACUUGUGCAAUCAAUAUGCCUGCAAAUCAUGUUCAAUUAGAAGAUUGAAUGGAUUUUUUAAGAAUGAAAGGCUUCUUGUGAAUAAAGAGAAUAAAGACAACAAUUAAAUUACA